UACUGAUAAUGGAUGUGACGUGUCUGCGGAGGAGAUUGUCUAUCGUCUCGGUUUUUCCUCUUGAUAUUAUACUGAGAUACUUUUUUGUGAAGUUGACGCUGUCUGUGAUUAUUGAAAACGAACCGAAUCGAAAUAAUUAGUUCACCGUUUUAUCGCAAAAUCGUUUGCCGCCACCCAGACACCGAUGGCGUUCAAACGGGAUAAGAAAGAAGAAGAAGAUGGAGGCAAUCCGUAUCAGAAUCUUGAAAAAACCAGUGUUCUUCAAGAAGCGAGGACGUUUAAUGACACUCCAGUUAAUCCAAAAAAGUGCACAUACAUCCUUACCAAAAUUCUAUACAUGAUUAACCAAGGUGAACAACUUGGAACCGCUGAAGCUACUGAUACAUUCUUUGCCAUGACCAAACUGUUUCAAUCACGAGAUAUUAUACUUAGGAGAAUGGUUUAUCUGGGAAUUAAGGAAUUAAGUGGAAUUGCUGAAGAUGUAAUUAUUGUUACUUCAAGCUUAACCAAAGAUAUGACUGGAAAAGAAGAUACUUAUAGAGCAGCGGCUAUUCGAGCACUAUGUAGUAUAACAGAUGUAUCUAUGUUGCAAACGAUAGAACGUUAUAUGAAACAAGCUAUUGUUGAUAAAAAUCCUGGCAUCAGUAGUGCUGCUUUAGUGAGUUGUUUACAUUUGUGUAAGAGUGCAUCAGCAACUGAUAUAGUUAAACGAUCACUUAAUGAAAUUCAAGAAGCAUUAAAUUCAGACAAUGUAAUGGUGCAAUAUCAUGCAUUAGGACUGUUGUUUCAUAUAAGAAAAACAGAUCGCUUAGCUGUUACAAAGUUAGUGGCUAAACUUACAAAAAUAAAUAUGAAGUCACCUUUUGCUGUCUGUAUGUUGAUUAGAAUGGCAUGUAAACUUUUGGAAGAAGAAACUAUUCCACGAUCUGAAUCUCCAUUGUUUGAGUUUGUGGAAUCUUGUAUUCGUCAUAAAUCAGAAACUGUUGUGUACGAAGCUGCUCAUGCAAUUGUCCAUUUAAGUGGAACUGGAGCUAGGCAUUUAGCUCCUGCAGUAUCUGUAUUACAAUUGUUCUGUUCAUCAUCCAAACCUACCUUACGUUUUGCUGCAGUUCGAACACUAAAUAAAGUAGCAAUAGAACAUCCAAGUACUGUAACUGCUUGUAACUUAGAUCUUGAAAACUUAAUUAGUGAUUCAAAUCGUUCAGUAGCUACUUUGGCUAUAACAACAUUAUUGAAAACUGGUGCUGAAGGAUCAGUUGACCGUUUAAUGAAACAAAUUGCAACAUUUGUCAAUGAAAUAUCAGAUGAAUUCAAAAUUGUUGUAGUUCAGGCGAUUACAACAUUGUGUUCAAAAUUCCCCCGUAAGCACACUAUUUUAAUGAACUUUUUGUCCGGUAUGCUGAGAGAUGAAGGUGGACUUGAAUACAAAGCUUCGAUAGCUGAUACACUUAUAUCUAUAAUAGAAGAAAAUCCUGAAGCUAAAGAGAUUGGAUUAGCUCAUCUUUGUGAGUUUAUUGAAGAUUGUGAGCAUACUAGUUUAACUGUACGCAUUUUACAUUUAUUGGGCAAAGAAGGUCCUCGUACAAAACAACCAUCAAGGUAUAUUAGGUUCAUUUACAAUAGAGUAAUAUUAGAAGGUGCUGUUGUAAGAGCUGCGGCUGUUGGUGCCAUGGCUAAAUAUGCUGCUAACUGUUCAAUGCUUCAUGAUAGUAUUGCAGUACUUUUGAAGAGAUGUUGUUUAGAUGUCGAUGAUGAAGUCAGAGAUAGAGCAACAUUUUACAGCCAACUAUUAAGUUGCAAUAAUCCUCAGUUAAUUACUGAUUAUUUAUCAGAACCUAUGCAUGUUUCAUUACCAGUUUUGGAAAAAACGUGUCAAGAUUAUAUUUUAAAUCCCACUAAAGAACAUAUUAAUCUAAAUGAAUUGCCAGUCGAUACAAUUGUUAAAAAUGUUGGAGUUUCCAAAGAACCUACUAAAAAACAUACUGUUGAUAAUAUUAUCAAACCAGUUGAACCAACUGCUGAAAAUGUGGAUGGUCAAAAAUUACCAAGUUUAAUUGGGUUAGAUGCUGGUAAACUAUUCUGUUCAUCUGAACCUUCCAUGUUAACUGAACCUGAAACAGAAUAUGUUGUACGUUGUAUUAAACAUGUAUUCAAUCAACAUUUGAUUCUACAAUUUGAAAUAACAAAUACAUUAGAUGACCAAAUUCUAGAAGAUAUUUCUGUUGUACUUGAUAUAAGCGAAGGAUUCCAAUAUAUAGAUGAGUUUAAAAGUCCUUCAAUAAAAUAUCAAGAAACAGGAAAUGUUUAUGUUUUUUUAAAAUUUCCAGAUGAUUCAGUUGAUACUAUAGCAAGUUUCACUGCUAAAAUGAAAUUUAUUGUUAAAGACUGUGAUCCUAUAACUGGUGAAGUACAAGAUGAUGGAUAUCAAGAAGAUUAUAGGCUAGAAGAUGUAGAAAUUACUUUAAAAGAUCAAAUGUUAAAAGUCAAAGUAGGAAAUUGGGAGACUUUGUGGGAGGAGGCAAAAAGUGUUUGUUAUGAAGUGCAAGAAACAUUUGCAUUACCUUUAACAGAAGAAGGUUUAUCAGAUACUGUCAGUCGAAUUAUAUCAUUCCUUGGAAUGGCUGCUGCCAAUAAUUCUGAUAAUGUAAACCCAUCUAAUAAAUCAUCGCACAUCGUGAAUUUAGCAGGUAUGAUGCGAGGAAACUGUAAGGUUUUAGCUCAAGCAAAACUAGCUUUAUCAGAAAAUAGUGUUACUAUUCAACUAACAGUACGUUCAACGGAUGAAAGAAUAGCUGAACUUGUUGUGUCUACUUUUGAUUAAAUUUUUAUGAAUAAUAUUAUUUGGAAGCUGAAUAACAUUUCCAUUUUAUGA
Molecule: messenger RNA, 2872 nt
Organism: Sipha flava (yellow sugarcane aphid)
Lineage: Eukaryota; Metazoa; Arthropoda; Insecta; Hemiptera; Aphididae
Gene: gammaCOP
Product: coatomer subunit gamma-2
Exons: 17
Coding region: 185-2821 (878 amino acids)
Biological process (GO): organelle transport along microtubule; intra-Golgi vesicle-mediated transport; protein secretion
Cellular component (GO): endoplasmic reticulum; Golgi membrane; endoplasmic reticulum-Golgi intermediate compartment
Molecular function (GO): structural molecule activity
Source: RefSeq, a predicted model, not a curated record